GUCCGGGCGCGAGUCUGGCCGCAGCCUUGUGUUUAUCUCCGCCGCGCGCGUACGUCUCGCGUGUUUACGAGUGUGAUAACGUGAUUACUGAUAGUGAGUGAUACCGGUUCCUACACAAUACAAAGCAGGUGUGAGAGCUGAUCUGUGAGCCAUGGCUGAUGUGAAGCAUGAGGUGCCGGCGGGCCACGUCGACAAGCACAACACAGGCUCAAACGGAGAAUCGACCUCUAGUUUCCGGCGUAGCAGGGCCUGAAGCGCCAGUGCCCGCACAGUUUCCGCCCCGUCCUCCACUAAACCGGGCCGAUUCCCGGUCAGCGUUUCCACAACCUUCCUUAAGACCGGCCGCUCCAGCUCAGCCUCAACAAAGGCCUCAAUUUCAACCUGGUGGACCAGUCGCAGGUCCACCCCAAUUUGCUCCUAGGCCUGGCCCUCUACCUCCACGUGGUGCAGCGCCUCCUGGGCCUCAGCAGAUUCGACCUCAACAACCGCUGAGACCUUCUGGUCCUCAAUCUUUUGCACCUCAACUGGGUCCUAGGCCGGUUCAAUCGCCUGCUCCAGCUCAACCAUCGCCGAGAGGCCUGCCACCUACUAAUCUACAGUUUGGCCCUAGACCUACGCCACAGGUUGCCGGCGCCAUCACGCCAGACGGUGCUAGGCCUCCACCGCAAUUGCCACAACAGUCUAAUAACGGCAUACCUAAAAACGGAACAUUUCAAAACCCUGCCUCUGGACCACUUUCACGCCAGUCGUCUCAAGGCUCUUUAAAGGGCCUGGAUAUUUCACACUCAAUUCAAAAUAAAUCAGCAAAUCUGGAUAACCAAAGCAUAAUCACAAACCCAAAUGACAGUAACCAGGAAAAUGGCUCAGAUGCGCUGGCUCCGAAAGGAAGAAGUUACAGUAUUGCAGCAGCUCCCGGAGCGCCGAGCCCACUCAAAGUUGAAGAUGACCGGAGAAAAUCUGUUAGUUCCAUUGGAGGGACAGCACUGGAAUAUUCUAGUCGAAGUCCCGGUCUUGGUCUGAUACAAGAAGGAAAAUUUGACAGUCAUGAAAAUGUACGUAGUUCAGUAGGCAACAUGAAACCUGGAUUAGCUAACGAUCCCAAAGAUAUGAUCGAAAGACCGGAGUCACGAAUUUCCGGAUCAAAAAUGACCGACUCAUUCAUAGGUUCGUUACCAACAGCAAUGCCGAAAAAGAAGCUAGACGAUGACGAUGAUGUAGUUUUGCAAAACAAUACAUCUGCCAAAAAUGUUUCGGAAAAUGUUACAAGUCAAAGUAAAUUUGAUCCAUUUGAUCGUUCUCCAUCUUUGACGCGCAGUGAUGACUCACCAGAACUGAAGCAGAAGACUAGUCCAAGCCCAGUAAUAUCCAAUAAGUCCCAAAGUAUUACUCCGGAACCACAGCGACCUAAAACACCAAAAGUAGAGACGAAAUCAGAAGCGCGAUAUGAACAAAGUAGAGAAGUAAAACCAGGAGCAGUAACACCGGCACCAAAAACCAAAUCUCCCAUUCUGGAUACUAAGCCUCCUUUAGCUGUACAUAAGCCCACAGAAUUAAAUAUGAACACAGCUGCUCCAGACUACAAAAAAACUGUAACACCCAAAAGAACAGUUUCUGCUCCUAAAUCGCGUCCUAAAGAUGGUGACAACGACAGUGGUGUGGAUGAAUCUACCCAAGGAAAUGAUCUCAACGGCUCUCCUGGGUCUCCGAACAAGAAAAAUGUGAGCAAGUUACCCACUAAAGAAAAAUCAAGCAGCAGUCUUAAGCCAAGCCUUUCGCGGUCAUCUAGCAAAAGUGCAACGGUCAAAAUACCAGAAACCCCGCAAGCUACUGAAAAAAAGAAAGUACCUAUGAACAAAGUCCAAGUGGGGAAUGCUCCAUCGCCAAAUAUUAAAACAGUUAAAUCAAAGAUUGGAUCUUUGGACAACGCGACAUAUAAGCCUGGCGGGGGUAAAGUCAAGAUAGAAAACCGAAAACUCGAAUUCAAAGCGGCCCCUAGAAUUGCUGCUAAGAAUGAAACUUACACUCCAAGUGGUGGAACUAAGAAGAUUACAACUACAAAACUGGAGUGGAACGCUAAGUCGAAGAUUGGCUCCCUAGAUAAUACUGCGUACAAGCCAGGUGGCGGAGAUAAGAAAAUUGAAACUGUGAAACUGGACUUUAAGGAUAAGGCCAAGCCCAAGGUUGCAUCUACAGUAAACAUAACUCACAAACCAGGGGGAGGUGCCGUUAAGAUCGAAAAUCAAAAAUUGGAAUUCAAAGCACAAAGCAAGGUUGGAUCUAUGGACAACGUUAAGCAUAAACCAGGAGGCGGUGACAUUAAGAUCUUCGAUGACAAGGACUACAUCAAACAGACGAGCGGGCAGUCGCCCUUGCCCAGCAGCCACACCCACUCGCGGCAGGAGGCAGAAUAUGUUUACACAUUUUAUUAAGGGAGCCCCGUGCCGCCAGCUGCGCAGACACCGAAGUCCGAUGAAAAUUUGAAUCAGCAGCAGUGUUAAGAAGCCCAUUGUUGAAGAGUUCCAAUUCUCUUGAAAUACUAAUACUUAUAACUUUUUUAACCAACAUUGCAACAUUUUUGUACAUUUUUAACUUUGUUAUACUUACUUAUACUUUUUCAACUUAACCGUUUUGUGAUUGUUGAUUUAUUACAGUGCUUUGAAAAUCAAUGUCAAUAAUUUGUAGCAUAUCUUUAUUUAGACAAUAUAUUUCAUGUUACAGUAUAAAUAACUACUAUUAGGCUGACUUUUUAAUGUUAAGCAAAAGGAACCUUUCCAGCAACAAUAUUCUACUUCCUGAUGUUGAUGCAAAUAAUCAUGAGUGCCAAUAGAUACGUUAUAUCUCUAAAACUAAACCAAACUUUCAGUCCGUUACUAUAAUGUCCAUCAAAUAUGACAAGCUGUAUUGUUGUGUACCUAUUUGUUGUACCUAUUCUAGCCAUAUUUUGCACUUACCUUUCACAAGUACCGCUUAGUGCAAUUAGCAGCACGUAGUUACAUGUUUUGUUGGGUUUCUACUUAAGAACUGCAAAUUCUCGGUAUGUGUAAGAUAUGGUAUCUAUUUUUAAGCGAUAUUAGGACCCAUAUUAUAUUUAUAUUUUAUGUUAAAUGUGAGUAGGCCACAGUUCAUGUUAUCUGUUAUUACUGGAUUUGUUCGUUUCUAAACGUGAAGUAAGUAUCUAGAUAGUGUUAGCUAUUGCUAUUACUGCGCCAUUUGUUUGCAAGUACGAGUAGGUACCUAAGUAUUAUUUGGAGUGCGAGGAUAUUUGAGACUGGGUUCUUGACACGGCAACUAUGCGAUCUGCUAUACCAGGAAGUGCUGACAUUGAAUUCAUAUAAGCCUAUUAUAAUACUGGUUGUGCUUGACGCUGCUCUGAAAUUCAUAUUACAUAGCAGCUUUUCUAUUGAUCAAAUUGCUGUGAAAAGAAUUAAGGCGUGGCCCCAAGAUUGACUGACCAGACUUUGUAACUAGCGUAAAAUGUUUUAUAAUUAUAAUGUUUAAAUACAAUCAUUGAAUUGUGAUUAGAUAUAGAUAGCGAGUGUAUCUAAAUUAUGACGUAAAUUAAACAUUGUCACGUGAAAUGCAUUAUGUUAUAUUAUAUCUCAUGGCUUUUUGUUAGAUGCAUUUCAAUAAAUACAUAUUAUAAUAUAAUAUAAGUACAUAUUUGAGUUCACUGAUCAUCUAGCUGGUUCAUAUAUUCAGUUUAUUAUUUUUUGUCAAAACUAACAAAUAAAAGGUGAUACAUUCGAUAAUUUAUUCCGGCCCGUUUUGGGCAAUCUAAAUGUAACACUUCACUUGUGGUUUUUGGGGGUAUAAUUAUUCAUAUUAUAAAAUGUAAUAUAUAUUGCAGAGUCUGAAAACUUAGUUUGCAAACGUAGCAUUAAAGUUUCAAGCGCUGUUAUUAAAUAUUAGAUUUUUUUUAUUUUAAUCCACUAUAUUUAUCCAUUAGGUAUAUUUUAUUUUAUUCCGCCAUAAAAAUAUGCUCGUAAAUCUUUAAAAUCUUUAUUUAUUUUUUACUUGAUAAUAAUAAUAUAUGUGGUGUUUGAUCAAGUUGUAAUUCUGGUUGAAAUUAUAAAACAAAUAUACUCGAAAUUUAUUACAGAAAAACUAGAAUUUUGUGAAAGCGAAAGAUAUAUACGAUGUAACAAGUAUUACAAAUUAAUACAACUUAACACCA
Messenger RNA from Leguminivora glycinivorella, 4174 nucleotides. RefSeq names its product microtubule-associated protein tau (gene tau). Gene Ontology annotation, molecular function: microtubule binding. The coding region runs from base 168 to 2429 and encodes 753 amino acids. NCBI's taxonomy places the organism in Eukaryota, Metazoa, Arthropoda, Insecta, Lepidoptera, Tortricidae. The transcript has 10 exons. The record is from RefSeq and is a predicted model, not a curated record. Gene Ontology annotation, biological process: microtubule cytoskeleton organization; neuron projection development. Gene Ontology annotation, cellular component: neuron projection.